Drosophila ficusphila is the source of this 1361-nucleotide messenger RNA. Its product is annotated as zinc finger protein OZF. Lineage: Eukaryota; Metazoa; Arthropoda; Insecta; Diptera; Drosophilidae. Gene Ontology annotation, molecular function: DNA-binding transcription factor activity, RNA polymerase II-specific; RNA polymerase II cis-regulatory region sequence-specific DNA binding. Gene Ontology annotation, biological process: regulation of DNA-templated transcription. The record is from RefSeq and is a predicted model, not a curated record. The coding region runs from base 80 to 1138 and encodes 352 amino acids. The transcript has 2 exons.
CACUUUUAAUGUUAUCGAUAAGCAGCAAGUGGUUUUGUUUUGAUGAAGUAGAUUUAAAUUUAUAAAUUUAUCCCGAUCCAUGGAACCAGUGGCCAUCCGGCCAAAGCCGCCGGGAGCUGGAAAUCGUGAAGUCCACCGGCGGGUAAUAAAGAAACCGGGAAAGAAGCGGAUUUACCACUGCGGCGUCUGUUUGACGGAAUUCUCGCGACAUUUGGCCACCAAAAAACAUGAGGCGCAGUGUGCGGCCAAAUUGAGGCGUCUUUUCGUCUGCCGCCACUGCCUGACGCUCUACGGCGAGGAGUCCCGGCUGGAGCGUCACCGGAAGCGGAAGCACGCCGACGGACAGUUCCUGUGCCUGCAGUGCGGCAAGCGGUACGCAUCCGCUACCUUUCUGUAUCGCCAUGUAGUCAGCUGGCACGGCGAGCAGUCCCUCUUCUACUGCGCCAUGUGUGCCAACAACUGCAACGAUGCCAAGUCCUUCAGUGGGAUGCGGGCGCUGCAGGAACACGCCGAGGAGGUGCACCACCUCCGCUCUCUGGAGUCCACGGCCAGCGAGACAGGCAGUCUUAUCGACGAAACCGAAGACCUGGAGAUGCUGGAGGAGAACAUCGAGGACAUCCUGCCCAGCGUUGACUGGGACGAUGAUCUCACCUUCGGCUGGCCCAUGGACCUGGAUAAAGAGUCGUGCAUGGUGGACGCCAAACCGAGCGUUUUUGUUUGUCCUUUCUGCGCCAACGGGUUCUCGGGCAGUCUGGCUUUGGUCAGGCAUUUGGAGCAGGUCCACGAGCGGAAUCCCUUGGACUGCUGCUACUGUGGAAAGAGUCAUGGCAACCGGGAAGCCCUGCGAUCUCAUCUUAAACGUGUCCACGUUCUAGUGCGUGCUCAUGUGUGCACUGUUUGCCAGGCGGACUUCGCCACCGCAGAUCACCUGAAGAAGCACAUGAAUGGUCGGCAUGCGGACCACAAACCGUAUGUGUGUCCCACCUGCGGCAAGAGCUUCGCCCAGCGGUGCCAUCUCACUCAGCACUUGGCCACUGAUCGCGGACACGGACAGGGAAAGUACGUGUGUCAGCUCUGUUUAUGGCCCUUUUUUCGAGCCAUCGACCUCGAGCGCCAUGUCAACGAGAAGCAUCCGUAGGAGAAUAGAAACGCCAGUCCUUUGUAAGGACUUUUAAGGUAUCUUCGAUUCUAUGACUGCCUCUCACCUAAGAUUAAUAUUAAUAUAAUAAUAUUAGCACAAUUUAAUUUAUUAAACAUAUUGGAUUUAUGUCUUCUAAGUCUACAAUAUUUUCGUUCGAUGCGCCAAAUUACUAUUACUAUUACUUUUCACUGCAACAUAAAUUUUUUAUAUUAUCAUCAGA